AGUUACUGCUAAAUUUUCUCUCUAGUCACUCAGUGUUCUCAGCUUCUUGUUCUUCUCCUGGUCCCUUUUGGACAUCUGCCCAAUGGCUCAAUCCUCUAAUUCCUCCUUUAACUCCGCCUCCCAUGGCUGGCAGGAAGUCCAGCCCUAUCUCUCCCCUGCUCAGCGAUUGGCUGUAAGGUGCGUCAUUGGCAUAUCUGAACAACUUAGGGAUCCGAGUUUAUACACCAGUGAGACAAGAGAGUCCCAGAACAAGUAUUGCAGCCAGAUAUGGGGGAUACAGAAAUAAGCAUUUGGAUUACACAAGAACCUUAUGCCUAUGAUGCCAGGAUUGCUUUUAAUGAUUUUUAAACUAGACUGUUCAGGACAGUUGUUUUUAAAGCUUAGGGUCAUUUGUAGGAAAUGUUCUAGAGUGGGACUGGACCUACUGCUCUUUUUUUUUUUUUUUAUCUCUCUUUUUGCAGUUCUUGGGAUCGAACUGAGUUUGGAAUUGAUCAAGGAACCCAUUUCCACAAAGUGCGAUCACAUAUUUUGCAAAUUUUGUAUGCUGAAACUUCUUAACCAGAAGAAAGGUCCAUCAAAAUGUCCUUUGUGUAUGAAUCAGAUAACCAAAAGGAGCCUGCAAGAAAGUACAAGGUUUAGCCAACUUGUUGAAGAACUAUUGAAAGUCACUGAUGCUUUUGAGCUUGACACAGGAAUACAGUUUGCAAACAACUGUUUUUCCAAAAAGAAGAAUAAUUUUUCUGAACAUGUGAAUGAAGAGGCUUCUAUCAUACAGAGUGUGGGCUACCGAAACCGUGUCAAAAGACUUGGGCAGGCAGAAUCUGAAGAUGCCGCCUUGAAGGACAGUCUUAGUGUCCAGCUGUCUAACCUUGGAAUUGUGAGAUCAGUGAAGAAAAACAAGCAGACACAGCCUCGAAAAAAAUCUGUCUACAUUGAACUAGAUUCUGAUUCUUCUGAAGAUACAGUUAAUAAGCCUGAUGAUUGCAGUGUGACAGAGCAGUUGUUAGAAGUCACCCCUCAAGGAGCUGGACAUGAGGCCAAUUUGCAUUCUGCAACCAAGGCUGCUUGUGAGUUUUCUGAGGACAUAACAAACCCUGAACAUCAUCAAUGCAGUGAUAAAGAUUUGAACCCUAUUGAGAAUCAUGCAACUGAAAGGCAUCCAGAAAAAUGUCAGGGUAUUUCUGUUUCAGACUUUCAUGUGGAGCCAUGUGGCACAGAUAUUCAUGCCAGCUCAUUACAGCAUGAGAACAGUAGCUUAUUACUCACUGAAGACAGAAUGAAUGUAGAAAAGGCUGAAUUCUGUAAUAAAAGCAAACAGUCUGGCUUAGCAAAGAGCCAACAGAGCAGAUGGGCUGAAAGUAAAGAAACAUGUAAUGACAGGCAGAUUCCCAGCACUGAGAAAAAGGUAGAUUCUAAUGCUGAUUCUCUCUGUGGGAGAAAAAAAUGCAAUAAUGAGAAAAGUCUGUGCCUUGAGGAUUCUGGAGCUACCCAAAAUGUUCCUUGGAUAACACUAAAUAGCAGCAUUCGGAAAGUUAAUGAGUGGUUUUCCAGAACUGGUGAGAUGUUAACUUCUGACAGUGCAUCUGACAAGAGGCAGGCAUCAAAUGCUGAAGCAGCUGUUGCGUUAGAAGUUUCAAAUGAAGUAGAUGGAUGUGUCAGUAAUUCAAAGAAAACAGACUUGGUAACCUCUGAUCCCCAUCAUGCUGUAAUGUGUAAAAGUGAAAGAGACUUCUCCAAACCAGUAAAGAACAAUAUCAAAGAUAAAAUAUUUGGGAAAACAUAUCAGAGAAAGGGAAGCCUCCCUCACUUGAACCAUAUGACUGAAAUUAUAGGUACAUUUAUUGCAGAACCACAGACGACACAAGAACAGCCCUUCACAAAUAAAUUAAAGCGUAAAAGGAGAAGUACAUGCCUUUAUCCUGAGGAUUUUAUCAAGAAAGCAGAUUUAACCAUUGUUCAAAAGACUCCUGAAAAUAUAAAUCAGGGAAUUGACCAAAUGGAGCAAAAUGACCAAGUGAUGGGUAUUACCAGUAACGGUCAGGAAAAUGAAACAAAAAAUAAUGAUCUUCAGGAAGAGAAAACUGCUAAUCCAGUAGGGUCACUGGGAAAAAAGUCUGCUUUCACAGCAAAAGCCAGACCUAUAAGCAACAGUAUAAGUGAUUUGGAGAUAGAAUUAAGUGUCUAUAAUUCAAAUGCACCUAAGAAAAAUAGGCUGAGGAGGAAGGCUUCUACCGUAUGCGCUCCUGCAGUUGAACCAGUCAGUAGAAAUCCAAGCUCACCUACUCAUGCUGAACUUCAAAUUGAUAAUUUUAGUAGCAGUGAAGAAACAAAGAAAAACAAUUCUGACCAAGCACCUGUCAGGCACAUUAGAAAGCCUCCACUCAGAGCAGACCCAGAACCAGCACCUGAAGCUAAGAAGGAGCGGAGUGAACAAGUAAGAAAGAGAACUGCCAGUGAUGCUUUCCCAGAAGAAAAAUUAACAAGCACAGACGGUCCAAGUGACCCCGAAGGGCCUGUCAAGCCUAGCCCUCAGAGAAAAGAAAUAGAGAAACUUGAAACAAGCAAAAUGCCUGAUAACACCAAGGAACUCAAGGAUCUGGUGCUGGGUGGAGAACAGUGUUUGUCCACGGAAAGAUCUGAGGAGAGUACCAGUGUUUCACUGGUACCCGACACUGAUUAUGACACUCAGAACAGCGUCUCAGUACUGGAUGCUAACACUGUCAGAUCUGCAAAAACAGGGUCAAUUCAGUGUUUGACCCAGUUUGUAGCAAGUGAAAACACCAAGGAACUUGUCCGUGGUUCUAAAGAUGCUGGAAGUGCCACAGAAUGCUCUAAGCAUCCAUCGAGACACGAGCUUAACCACAUGCCAGAGACAGUAGAAAUGGAAGGGAGUGAACUGGAUACUCAAUAUUUGCAGAAUACAUUUCAGGUUUCAAAGCGUCAGUCAUUUGCUUUAUUUUCAAAACCAAGAAGUCCCCUAAAUGAGUGUGCAACAGCCUCUACUCACUCUCUCCUCAACUCCUUACGGGAGCUGAGACCAAGUGUGACUUCUGAAGGUAAAGAAAAUCGGGUACAUGAAGAGUCUGAAAUCAGUCACGUACAGGCAGUUACUGCCGCAAUGGACUUGCCUGUGCUUCGUCAGCAAGGUAAGCCAGGUGCCAACACCUUGUGUGCUGGAGUGUCUGGGCCUUGUCCAUCAUCUCAGUACAGAAGCAAUGAAAGUGAAGGCAGCACCUCAAGUAAACCUGGAGUUCCACAAAGCUCAUAUCUUAAACAAUCAGUUUCUCCCGUGAGGUCAUCUAUAAAAACUGACCGUAGAAAAACUCUGUCAGAGGAACGACUUGAGAAGCAUACAUUCUCAGCUAAAAAGGCAGUGGAAAAUGAGACCAUUGUUCAAAGUUCAGUACAUACAACUAGCCAAAAUAACGGAGGAAAUGCUUGUCAGGAAGCCAGCUCAGGCAGUAUUAAUGAGGUAUGUUCCAGCGGUGAAAACUUCCAGGGACAUCGAGAUAGAAACAGAGGGUCUAAGGUAAGCACCGUGCUUCCGUUGGAUCUUUUGCAGCCUGAAGUCUGUAAGCAAAGUGAUUAUAAUAAAUAUCUUGAAAUGAAGAAGCAGGAGGGCAAGGCUGUUGGUACAGACUUCUCUCCAUGUCUGUUCUCAGAUCAUCUUGAACAAUCUAUGAGAAGUGGUAAUAUUUUUCAGGUUUGUUCUGAGACACCUGAUGACCUGUUGGAUGAUGUUGAAAUACAGGAAAAUACUAGCUUCGGUGAAGGUGAUGUAAUGGAGAAGUCUGCUGUUUUUAAUGGAAGUGUCCAGAGAAGAGAGUUCAAUAGGAGCCCUAGCCCUUUAACCCAUGCAUCGCUGGCUCGGCGUUUUCAUAGAGGAUCUAGGAAAUUAGAAUCCUCAGAAGGGAGUGAUUCUAGUGAGGAUGAAGAUCUUCCCUGCUUCCAGCACUUACUUAGCAGAGUCAGCAGUGCCGUGACACAAGGUCGGUCAGAGAAAGCAGAGGGGGCCCUAGCGCCAUGGAAGGAUAGCAUCAGUGACUGCAAUAAUGAGGUGAUCUUGGUCGAGGCAUCUCAGGAGCAUCACUUUAGUGAGGACCCAAAAUACUCUGGCAGCAUGUUCUCUUCACAGUACAGUGCUAUCCAAGGCUCAACUGCGAAUGCAGACUCCCAGGAUCCCUUGCUUAAUCCUUCCAAACAAACGAGUCAGCAGUCUGAGAACGAGGAUGAUUUUCUAAGUGACAAGGAAUUGGUUUCAGAUGAUGAAAUGGGAACUUGCCUAGAAGAUGAUGAUCAAGAAGAGGACAGUAUAGUCCCAGAUUCAGGUGAAGUGGCAUCUGGAUAUGAGAGUGAAACAAACCUUUCGGAAGACUGCUCACAGAGUGACAUUUUAACCACCCAGCAGAAAGCUACCAUGAAAGAUAACCUGAUAAAGCUCCAACAGGAAAUGGCUCACCUGGAAGCUGUGCUGGAGCAGCAUGGGAACCAGCCUUCUGUCCACUCCCCUUCCCUUGUAGCUGACCCUCGUGCCCCGGAAGACCUACCAAAUCCAGAAGAAAACAUAUCAGGAACAGCAAUUUUAACUUCAGAGAACAUUAAUAAGAACCCUGUAAGCCAGAAUCCAAAGAGCCCUUCUGCUGACAAGUUCCAGCCACAAUGUCCCGGCGGUUCCACCAGUACAGAAAAAGAAUCGGAAGUGGGAAGGCCUUCCCCUUUUAAAUCUCCAUUGACAGGCAGUAGGUGCUCUGCACAUAGCCGCUCUGGGGGUCUUCAGAACAGAAACUGCCCACCUCAAGAGGAGCUCCUUCAGGCUGUUGAAUUGGAGAAGUCAUGUGAACCACAGAACUUAACAGGGCAGUUUUGCUUGCCAAGGCAAGAUCUAGAAAGAACCCCAUCCCUGGAAUCUGGAAUCAGCCUUUUCUCAAUCAGAAACUCUGAGUCUGAGUCCCCUAAAGAGCCAGCUCGUGUUUGCACAUCAACUUCAACCUCUGCACCAAAAAUAUCCCAGUGUCAAGGUGCUGCGUCUUUCAAGAGUCCCGCUGCUGCUUGGGCUGAUACGGCAGGGCUAGAGGCUUUGGGCAAGAGAAAGCCAGAACUGACAUCUUCAGAAGAAAGAACCCAUGCAGAAAUAUCCAUGGUGGUAUCAGGCUUGACCCACAAAGAAGCAAUGAUUGUGCAGAAGUUUGCCGAAAAAUAUGGCCUCACUUUGACUGAUGAAAUUACUGAGGAGACUACACAUGUAAUAAUAAAAACAGAUGCUCAGUUUGUGUGUGAACGGACGCUGAAAUAUUUUCUAGGAAUUGCAGGAGGAAAGUGGAUAGUUAGCUAUUCAUGGGUAAUCCGGUCUAUCCAAGAAAGAAAACUUCUGAAUGUGCAUGAAUUUGAGGUCAGAGGAGAUGUUGUGACGGGAAGAAGCCACCAAGGUCCAAAGCGAUCCAGAGAGUCCCAGGACAAGCUCUUCGAGGGCCUGAAGAUCUGUUGUUGUGAGCCCUUCACCAACAUGUCCAAAGAUGAGCUGGAGAGGAUACUGCAGCUGUGUGGGGCUUCCGUGGUGAAGGAGCUUCCAUCGCUCACCCAUGACACCGGUACUCAUCCAAUUGUGAUCGUACAGCCAAGUGCCUGGACAGAAGACAGUGGCUGCCCUGAGCUCGGGAAGCUGUGUGAGGCCCAUCUGGUGAUGUGGGACUGGGUGCUGGACAGUAUAUCCGUCUACCGUCGCCGGAAUCUGGAUGCCUACCUGGUACAGAAUAUCACCCAUGACUAUAGCGAGCUCCAAGACCCCAACGAUUAGUUUAAGAAAUGGUCUUUCAUAUCCAGGGAGCAUCUCUCACUCUUGGGUCUUUCUACAUCCUAUGUACUAAGUAUUUUAUAUACAUCAGCCAGGAAGAAAACAGCUUCUGCCUAUGUGAGGGUCCCUUAAAUUUUUCUAAUUUAAGUCUCCCUUUGGAAUCUGUCUUGAGCACAAAGAGUGUGAAUUCACCUGAGAAUUAUCAUUAUUUAAAUCCCACCAAUUGAGCAAGAUGCUAACUUGUUAUGUGUUGUUCUUAGAGAGUCGAUGGUUUGGCUGUUCUGAGCUGAACAUGGUGGUCUUAGCUGAACAUGCCGGUAUGUGACCAUAAUCACAGCACGUGGCAGCAAGAGACAGAAGUGUUUUGAGUUCAAGGCCAACCUGGGCUACAUAAGAUCCUCACUCAAGCAAAUAGCUAGUGGUUCUGAUUCGUUUCUUAUAAAAUCUCAUGUUCAUAAAGGCCAAUAGUCAAAUCCUUCAAGGAGUUUGCUUGAGGUCUGUGAUUUGACUUAAAAUCAGUGUCCCUUGAGUCUCCAGGUUUAAUGCCCAGCACCAAACAACGCCCGGUCCCUCCCCCGAGGCAGCGCUUGUGCAGGGUCUUGGAUGUUGGAGGCCACUGAGGAAGUUCAGAGGCCGAUAAUGGGUUUGGUGUGAAUGUGAAGUUUUCAGCUUCCAGGAUCCAGGAGAUCUCUCUCAUUCCCCGUAACUGACGAGCAAAGCGUUUGUUGUAGUUGCUCAUUCCUCUUAAAAUACAAGAUCUCUGAUACGAAUAUUUCAUGUCUGUAAAAUGAUGGAUUCCACCAGGAAAGGGGCUGUUGCUUUUCUUUUAAGUAAUUUUUCCCUUUUGCUUUCUAUUGCUAAACCAUACUACUUCGUAAAUAAUUUUGCUUGCUGAAGAAAAAGACCAUAUUUUUCAUGAACUCAUUAUCUUGGACUGUUUAUAGCUGUUGGAGGGAAUAUUCUUCCCUGUGUACCCCAGCACCCUGUGUAAGAGCAUGGAGGCCUGAUUAUACAAAGUAUGUUUUGUACCACUAAUGCUGCAAAUAAACUGAAUAACAAA
Messenger RNA from Meriones unguiculatus (Mongolian gerbil), 6851 nucleotides. It is a transcript of the gene Brca1, whose product is annotated as BRCA1 DNA repair associated. NCBI's taxonomy places the organism in Eukaryota, Metazoa, Chordata, Mammalia, Rodentia, Muridae. Gene Ontology annotation, molecular function: DNA binding; ubiquitin-protein transferase activity; zinc ion binding. Bases 311 to 5794 code for a protein of 1827 amino acids. Gene Ontology annotation, biological process: positive regulation of transcription by RNA polymerase II; double-strand break repair via homologous recombination; chordate embryonic development. The record is from RefSeq and is a predicted model, not a curated record. Gene Ontology annotation, cellular component: plasma membrane; nucleus; BRCA1-BARD1 complex. The transcript has 22 exons.